AUGCGGGUCCUCUCUGCCUUCCUCCUGGCUGUUGCAUCUCUCGCGCUCGCCGCCCCCGCUGAUCUUGAGAAGCGGGCUCAGCCGAAGGGUAUCGAUGUCUCUGGGUAUCAGGGCAAUGUAGACUGGGCGAAGGCGAAGAGUAACGGCGUCACCUUUGCGUAUAUCAAGGCCACCGAGGGCACAACGUACAAAAGCAGCUCCUUCUCCAGCCAAUACACCGGUGCGACCAAUGCCGGAAUCAUCCGCGGUGCAUACCACUUUGCGCGACCGGACACGUCUAGCGGUGCGGCGCAGGCGAAGUACUUCGCCAAGAACGGUGGUGGGUGGUCGGCCGACGGAAUUACGCUUCCUGGCGCACUCGACAUGGAGUACAACCCGUACGGCAGUACCUGCUACGGUCUGUCCCAGUCGGCGAUGGUCUCUUGGAUCAAGGAUUUCUCGGACACGUACCACUCGGAGACGAAAAGCUGGUGGACGACCUGCACUGGGAACAGCGCCGCAUUCGCAAAGAAUAGCCCUCUCUGGGUCGCCAGAUACGCAAGCUCAGUUGGCGCUCUUCCAGCGGGAUGGAGCUACCAUACCUUCUGGCAGUACGCGGAUUCUGGAAGCAACCCCGGCGACCAGGAUAUGUUCAACGGCGACGCUGCCGGCCUGAAGAGGCUGGCAUCUGGCUGA
Messenger RNA from Schizophyllum commune H4-8, 675 nucleotides. Its product is annotated as glycoside hydrolase family 25 protein. Gene Ontology annotation, molecular function: lysozyme activity. The record is from RefSeq and is a predicted model, not a curated record. The transcript is spliced from 7 exons. The coding region runs from base 1 to 675 and encodes 224 amino acids. NCBI's taxonomy places the organism in Eukaryota, Fungi, Basidiomycota, Agaricomycetes, Agaricales, Schizophyllaceae. Gene Ontology annotation, biological process: peptidoglycan catabolic process; carbohydrate catabolic process; cell wall macromolecule catabolic process.